AGUUAUCCUUCUGCGAGGUUUUCUUUGUUUAUGUUUUUGUUUAUUCUCUAAGUGUUUAAUUUUAUAUUUUUGGUAGCUGGUUACCGGACAAAGCUUCAAGACUCCUUAUAGAUGAGAUAGAAAAAUUAUUUAAAGACUCACCUACUUAGGGCCAAAUGUCACCAAAUCGCCAGAGACAGAUCUAUUUUGCGUUUAAGGAAAAAUGUGUUUGGCGCCCGGAACAUGAGAAGCAGCUAACUCAAAACUUCGAGAAGAAAGCUCAGCGCUUACUAUGUGACAUGUUAGGAAGGGUUCGUGAAUCUCACAAGAAGUCUAAGUUGAUCCUUCCUGAAAAAUAUAACAUGCUACUACAUUACUGGGCAACUAAUGAAAGAUUUUUACAACUGAGUGACAUAGCGAAGAAAGCUAGAAGUUCGACAAGUGGUGGCUCCCUACACACUAGUGGGGCUAUGAGUCAAGAGGCUGUGAGGAGGAAGCUGGCAAGUCUACCUUAA
This is a messenger RNA of Lycium ferocissimum, 494 nucleotides long. RefSeq lists its product as uncharacterized. The transcript is spliced from 2 exons. NCBI's taxonomy places the organism in Eukaryota, Viridiplantae, Streptophyta, Magnoliopsida, Solanales, Solanaceae. The record is from RefSeq and is a predicted model, not a curated record. The coding region runs from base 156 to 494 and encodes 112 amino acids.